This is a messenger RNA of Oldenlandia corymbosa var. corymbosa, 1957 nucleotides long. The record is from the annotation of a GenBank genome assembly. Lineage: Eukaryota; Viridiplantae; Streptophyta; Magnoliopsida; Gentianales; Rubiaceae.
ACCAUUCGCCACGUCACAAAAAGAGACUUCCGUGUGGCGCAACAACUGUAUAAAAACCCCGCGCCAUCCUCCCCACCGUCACGCCCGCCGUUAAGUCUUCCAAAAAAGAAAUUCAGUAACAAAAAUCAAAAGGCGCAUUUUAGCCGGAAACGUGGAAAUCCCCAGAAAUCGACACUUAUAUCAAAUACCACUACGGAAGAUUUAAAUUUCCCUUUUUUGUUUUCUUUCUGCAAUUAAGAAUUUAAAACACGAUGAAUACUAAUUUCCAGGCUCAACAUUUGUUCAAUUCUUCUUCGACUGAUCGGAGGCUUGGCGUUUUGGCAAAACACAUCGAUCCGACGUCAUCAAUGGCGAAUACUGAUCACAGCUCCAGUACUGCUAUCAUCUCUGCUUCGCCAACUUCUCAUCCUGCCGGUGGCUCUGUUUUCUCUCAUGUUGUUCAGGCCCCUGAAGAUCCCAUUCUCGGGGUCACUGUUGCUUAUAACAAGGAUCCAAGCCCAGUGAAAUUGAACUUGGGGGUAGGAGCUUACCGAACGGAGGAAGGGAAGCCUCUUGUUUUGAAUGUUGUGAGACAUGCUGAACAGCAACUAGUUAAUGACAGAUCUCGUGUUAAGGAAUACCUUCCAAUUGUUGGGCUGGCAGAUUUUAACAAGUUGAGUGCUAAGCUCAUACUUGGUGCAGACAGCCCUGCUAUACGAGAGAAUAGGGUGACAACUGUUCAGUGCCUGUCGGGCACGGGUUCUUUGAGAGUUGGAGGGGAAUUUUUGGCUCGACACUACCACGAACGAAGCAUCUACAUUCCCCUGCCAACAUGGGGAAAUCACCCAAAAGUAUUUACUCUGGCUGGUUUAUCUGUGAAGACUUACCGCUACUAUGAUCCAAAGACUCGUGGUCUUGAUUUCCAAGGCUUGUUGGAAGAUCUUGGGUCUGCUCCAUCAGGUGCAGUUGUUCUUCUGCAUGCCUGCGCUCAUAACCCAACAGGUGUUGAUCCAACUCCACAGCAAUGGGAACAAAUCAGGCAGUUGAUGAGAUCGAAGGCACUCUUACCUUUCUUUGACAGUGCUUACCAGGGUUUUGCGAGUGGAAGCCUUGAUACAGAUGCGCAAUCUGUUCGUAUGUUUGUGGCGGAUGGGGGCGAGUGCCUUGUAGCCCAGAGUUAUGCAAAGAACAUGGGCUUGUACGGUGAACGUGUUGGUGCGCUAAGCAUUGUGUGCAGAGCAGCUGAUGUGGCCAGCAGAGUUGAGAGCCAGUUGAAACUGGUGAUCAGGCCAAUGUAUUCAAAUCCGCCGAUACAUGGUGCAUCUAUUGUGGCGACUAUCCUUAAGGACAGAAAUUUGUUCCACGAGUGGACAAUUGAACUAAAGGCAAUGGCAGAGCGUAUUAUCAGCAUGAGGAAGCAAUUAUUUGAUGCUCUGCGCACUAGAGGUACACCUGGUGACUGGAGCCACAUUAUCAAGCAAAUUGGAAUGUUCACUUUCACUGGACUAAAUAAAGAGCAGGUCGCCUUCAUGACGAAAGAAUACCACAUCUACAUGACAUCUGAUGGACGGAUUAGUAUGGCUGGUCUGAGCUCUAGGACUGUUCCACACCUUGCAGAUGCCAUUCAUGCUGCAGUUACACGAUUCUCCUAAAUCCCGAAUGAUCGCUUUUUGAAGAUCCGUUAUAUUCCCUCCCAUACCAAAUGUAAUUUGUUUCUUAUAAUAAAUUAGCUGUAAUAAUCCAGUAGUAUCAGGCAUAGUCCUGCCUGAUGUUUGGGGGUAAAGGUACUGUGUCAUUUACGUAUGCAGAACUGUAGAACUGAAUUCUGUAUAAGCAAUAAUAAGUUGCAAAGCAAUGUAGCAGCUGCUUCGUUAUUUCUUGUUCAUGAGAAUUUAACCUCUUAUUUUUUAUUAUUUAUCUUUUUUGGUCAUUUCGUGCAAGUCCCACAAUCAAACUACAUGAUAUUACUCAUGACAAA